AUGUCACUCUUUAAGAAGACUUAUGGGUCCAAUAUUAAGUAUCACCAUGCCCGUAGAGGGAAAGAAGAUGUAUUUGAAGAUCAAUAUGGUGACGGUGAGAAGUCGUAUAGCCAUUUAAAUUGGUAUGUGAAAUCCAUUGAGCAAACUAAUCCUGAUAGCUUUGUGAAACUUGAAGUUUAUGAAGAAACUGGAAGAUUUAAGCGGAUUUUCAUCUGUUUCGGUGCUUGCAAGCAUAGAUAUAGGUAUCUCAGGCCCAUGAUUUACUUGGACGCUACUUUCCUCAUUGGUAGAUUCAGGGGUACUUUGAUGGCUGCAACAUGUGUCAAUGGAAAUGAUGGUUUUUACCCAUAUGCCUUUGCUAUUGUUUUAUCUGAAAACAAAGACAAUUGGUUUUGGUUUCUGGAUAAUCUUCAACAAGUGGUCGAUGAUCGUCCGAUUGUUUUCCUUAGUGAUCGUCACGAAGGACUUCUACUGGGCAUUCCAAGAGCAUUUCCGGAUUCAUAUCACAGCUAUUGCUUUUACCACAUCAAGACCAUUCCAAAUGAGAAAUGGGCAAAUGCAUUUUUUCCUGUGUGCAGAUAUGCUGCUCACUUUUCAUCUAUUGCCGAGUCAUUCAAUAACUGGAUUCUUGAGUUCAAAAAGCUGCCUGCUUUUGCUCUUCUCAGUGCGAUACUUUUGAAGGUUAUGCAGAUGAAUUCUAAGACAAGGGUAGAAGGUCUUGAAAUUUUUAACACUAGGCUCACUCUCGUAUACGAGGAUUUACUAAACGAGAACAUCAACAUUGGUCGUACUUGGACUGUUGUUGAGUCUAUGGAAAGAUUGUAUGAAGUCAGGUCUCCCCGCACUCAUUCUGUAGAUCUGUUGGAGAGAACUUGUACGUGUCACAGGUGGCAAGUAAAUGGUUUUCCCUGCGCACAUGCUUGUGCUGCCAUUCAAUCUACAAGGGAGGACAUCUAUUCAUUUGUUGAGCCAUACUUCACCACUGAAUGGUACAACAGGAAAUACCAAGAGAUCAUCUUGCCAAUCCCCAAUUAUGACAAGCCGCAGUCUUAUAAUUCUAGUAAUAGGAUUAUUUUUCCUAUUCCUUUGCCCCUCCCCCCGGUAGACGAAGAGAACAGCGUUUCAAGAAGGCUUGGGAGAAGCAAAAGAGGCCUAUGA
Messenger RNA from Papaver somniferum (opium poppy), 1158 nucleotides. RefSeq lists its product as uncharacterized. The transcript is spliced from 3 exons. Gene Ontology annotation, molecular function: zinc ion binding; ATP binding. The record is from RefSeq and is a predicted model, not a curated record. Bases 1 to 1158 code for a protein of 385 amino acids. NCBI's taxonomy places the organism in Eukaryota, Viridiplantae, Streptophyta, Magnoliopsida, Ranunculales, Papaveraceae.